This is a messenger RNA of Hyla sarda, 2044 nucleotides long. RefSeq lists its product as uncharacterized. The transcript is spliced from 2 exons. The record is from RefSeq and is a predicted model, not a curated record. The coding region runs from base 511 to 1581 and encodes 356 amino acids. Gene Ontology annotation, molecular function: catalytic activity. NCBI's taxonomy places the organism in Eukaryota, Metazoa, Chordata, Amphibia, Anura, Hylidae.
GCUGAGUAUUUAAACUAGGUGAGUGGGGGGAGGAUAAUAAAGCAAAGAAAGCAGACAGUGGGAUGGAUAGGUUAGAGAGGGGUCAGGACAUAAUGGAGGGUGGAGAGGAGUCCUGUGGGGGGAGGUUAAGAGCAGUGGAUAAGGAGAUUCAUGCGUUACAAACCAGCUGUAAAAAUAAAUGUAGCCCGAAAAAUUGUAAUCCCAAUAAUUCAAAAAAUUCCAUUAGCCCCAAUAACUCAAUAACUACAAUAAGCCCCAUUAACUCAAAAAAAUACCGUUAGCCCCAAUAACUUAAAUAACAACGUUAGACGCAAUAACGCAAAAAAUCCCAUUAGCCCCAAUAACUUAAAUAAUAACGUUAGACCCAAUAACUCAAAAAAUCCCAUUAGCCCCAAUAACUUAAAUAGUACAAUUAGCCCUUAUAACUCAAAAAAUGACAUUAACCCCAAUAACUCUGAAAAUCCCAUUAGUGAGACUAUAUGUGUAAAACUUAAUGGAAAUGUAAAGUGUAUGUUCACAAAUGCCAGAAGCCUAGCAAAUAAAAUGGGGGAGCUUGAGGCCUUGAUACUGGAGGAACAUAUUGAUAUAGUUGGGGUCACUGAGACAUGGCUGGACUCCUCGCAUGACUGGGCUGUUAAUCUCCAGGGGUUUACAUUGUUUCGCAAGGAUAGAAUGAACAGAAAAGGUGGUGGAGUCUGUCUGUAUGUUAGAAGUAGUAUGAAAGUCAGUGUGAACGAUGCCAUAGUGUGUGAUGAUUCUGAGGAUGUGGAAUCACUGUGGGUAGAAUUACAAAAGGAGGGAAAUACUGAAAAAAUAAUAUUUGGUGUAAUCUACAGACCCCCUAAUAUCACUGAAGAGAUAGAAGGUCGGCUGUAUAAACAAAUAGAGAGGGCCGCCCGGGCAGGUACAGUGGUAAUAAUGGGAGAUUUUAACUAUCCAGAUAUAGAUUGGGGCCGGGGGUUGGCUAAAACUACAAAGGGGAGAAAAUUCCUAAAUUUAUUGCAGGAUAAUUUUAUGGGCCAGUUUGUGGAGGACCCAACAAGAUGUGAUGCCUUGUUGGAUCUGAUCAUUUCCAACAAAGCAGAGCUGGUUGGUAAUGUAACUGUGCGGGAAAACCUUGGUAAUAGCGCCCACAAUAUAGUUACUUUUGACUUAAAAUGUAGAAAACAAAGACAGACGGGGAAAGCAAAAACAUAUAACUUUAAAAAGGCAAACUUCCCUGGGUUGAGGGCUGCACUACAGGACAUAGACUGGGGGGAGGUGUUCUCAAAUGCUGAUACAGAAGGUAAAUGGGACAUCUUUAAAUCAACUCUAAAUAACUAUACAGCUAAAUAUAUACCAAAGGGGAACAAAUAUAAACGAUUAAAACUAAAUCCUACAUGGCUGACAAAUGAGGUUAAAAGAGCAAUAAACAACAAAAAAAUAGCCUUCAAAAAAUACAAAUCUGAUGGGUCAGCGAUAACAUUUAAACAGUACAAAGAGCUUAAUAAAAUCUGUAAAAAUGUAAUAAAAACAGCAAAAAUUCAAAAUGAGAGACAGGUGGCCAAAGAAAGCAAAACUAAUCCUAAAUAUUUUUUUUAGAUAUAUAAAUACAAAAAAAACAAGGACAGAGCAUGUAGGACCCCUUAAUAAUGAUAAUGGGGAGGUUGUCACGGGCGAUCAAGAGAAGGCGGAGCUACUGAAUGGGUUCUUUAGUUCUGUAUAUACUAUGGAAGAAGGAGCUGACAUUGGCCAGGUCAGUGCUGGUAACACAUCAUAUAAUGUAUUGAACUGGCUUAAUGUAGAGAUGGUACAAGGUAAGUUAAGUAAAGUAAAUGUAAGCAAAUCUCCAGGGCCGGAUGGACUACACCCAAGAGUUCUUAGAGAGGUAAGUUCAGUAAUAUCUGUACCCUUGUUCAUGAGAUUUAGAGAUUCUCUGGUGUCUGGUAUUGUGCCAAGGGACUGGCGCAAGGCUAAUGUGGUACCAAUCUUCAAGAAGGGCUCUAGGUCUUCGCCAGGCAAUUAUAGACCGGUGAGUAGAAGCCUUGACAGAGGAAUGGCUGUG